Molecule: messenger RNA, 1596 nt
Organism: Penicillium odoratum
Lineage: Eukaryota; Fungi; Ascomycota; Eurotiomycetes; Eurotiales; Aspergillaceae
Exons: 1
Coding region: 1-1596 (531 amino acids)
Molecular function (GO): FAD binding
Source: RefSeq, a predicted model, not a curated record
AUGCCUUCCAACGCCCCUGAACCAGUCAUCGUGGUUGGUGCCAGCCUAGUCGGCCUUUCCGCAGCCCUAUGCCUGGCAUCGCACCAUGUCCCAACUAUUGUUCUGGAGAAGCAUGCCGGUAUUUCCAAGCACCCUCGUGCAAUCGGGUUUACCCCCCGCACCAUGGAAAUCUACCACAAAGUCGGCAUUGAAAACAACGACCCAGCGCCCGCUGACUUUGUCCUCGAACGGGCCCACGUCGAGAGUGUGGCCGGCAAAUGGCACGACAAGUCAUCGUGGUCCGACACGGACACAAAAGCAAAGACAGAAAAACAAACCCCGUUGAUUGUCCAGCCGAAGAUGGAAUACUCGGCUGCUCGUGGUUAUGCCAAUCCUCAAGACAAACUUGAGCCAAUUCUCGAAGCACGAGCACUCCAGCUUGGCGCCGAUAUCCGACGCCAACACAAAGUGCUAAACGUGGAACAAGGUUCAAAUGGAGUCACCGUCACUGUCAAAGAUGACCAAGGAAACACCCAACAAAUCCGAGGAUCAUACCUCAUUGCCGCAGACGGAAAUCGCAGUACCAUACGCGAACUACUCCACAUCCCACGCCAAGGUCGCGGAUUCAUGCAGACAAUCCAAAGCGUACUCUUUCACGCAGAUCUCCAACAAUGGACAAAAGGGAUUCCCCAAUUCGAUAUCAACCAGCCCGGUCUAAAAGCCUUCCUCGCAUCUUACAGCGACGGCCGCUGGGCCCUAAUGUUCAAAGACGAAGUCAAGCGCGACGACGCCGCUCUCCGCGCAGCAAUCUACCAAGCCAUCGGAACCGAGUUUCCCCUAGAAAUCAUCACAACAGCAGAAUGGGAGCUAACAGCUCUAGUCGCCGAUACCUUCCAAUCUGGUCGAAUCUUCCUAGCCGGCGACGCGGCACACACCCUCCCACCUAACCGUGGCGGCUACGGAGCGAAUACUGGCAUCCACGACGUGUACAACCUCGCGUGGAAACUUGCCGCUGUUCUUUCAGGACAAUCCGAGCCGAGGAUUCUGGAUACGUAUACUGAGGAGAGGAGACCUGUUGCGCUGCUGCGACAUGAUCAGAUCUUCGUUCGUGCGGACUACAAGGUACAUCUUGAUACCGCUGUACCGGCUGGCGAAAAGAUAGAUGAUGAUGCAAUGGAAUUUGGACAGAUUUAUCUUUCCGAUGGAAUAAUCGGUGCGGAUGGUGGUUUGCCGAGGGCCUUGAAGCCUGAUGAGUGGAGGGGCCAGCCGGGGACUCAUCUGCCUCAUUUCUGGGUUGAGAGAGAUGGACAGAGGGUUCCGAUUCUUGAUGUUGUUGGUGUGGAUUGGACUUUGAUCUCGGCUGAAAGGUGGACUGGGCCUGUGGCUGAGGUCAAUAAGAGGUCUUCUAUUAAAAUUCGAUCGGUUCGGCUUGGAGUUGAUGUUUUGCUCCUUGGACAGAUUGAUCUUGAGUUGUUAUUGGGUAUCUCUGAUAGUGGAGCGGUGCUUGUUCGACCUGAUGGGUAUAUUGCUUGGAGAUCAGUGGAGCUGCAGGCUGAUGCUGGGAACAUACUUGGUUCUGCGCUGUGUCGGGCUUCGUUUCGAGUUGCCGACCUUUAG